ACAGAUUUUAUAUUUUGGGGUUAUCUUCCUAGACUAGAGGUUUCGUAAAUUGUUAUUUAGUAUAGACAAAAUCAUGGAGGGCAACGAAGAAACCCAGCAACUAAAACUUAUGGUUGAACAGCUCAAAGGAUUGAUUCGUAGCAAAGAUGAAGAAGUUCAAGAAAAAAACAACUCAAUCAAGGAUACAGAGACAAAGCUUUCAAAAUUCAAGAUCCAAAUGAAGGCAAAAGAAGCAAAAAUUUCAUCAUUAAAUAAACAGCUGAAAGAAAUUCAACGAAAAAAUGAAUCUUCUGCAUCAGGAGAUGGUGCUGGAGAAGCAGAGUCAUUGCAGAAAAUUAUAGAGCAAAAAGAAAAUACAAUCAGGCAACAGUUGAAAACAAUGAAAGAACAUGAGCAAAGGUUUGCAAAAUUGAAGAAGGAAUAUGAAGAGAAAUGCUCAGCAGAUGAAAAAAAUGAUCAAAGAAGAAUAGAGGAACUAAUACAAGCGAUUGAAAACAAAGAUGAGCUGAUAAAUUCAUUCUCUGCACAAAUUGAAGAAUUUAAAAAGUCAACAGGAGAGAAAGAUAAAGAAUUGAAUAUAUUGAAGACCAAACUAUUUGAGAACGAGACUUUGUCACAGCAACAAAAACUUCUUCUUGACAAGCUGAGCACUCAAGUUGGUGAACAAGAAGAGAAGGUUGCCAUGGUUACUGAAGAAAGAAGUACUGGUAUCAGUCAUAUGCAAGAGGAUAUGGUGAAAUUAACAGAGGAGGUUGCAUCUCUUUCGUCUAAACUUCAUGAUAAAGAAGGAACAAUAGGAAUACUUGAAGAUCAUAUUCUACAAUUGAAACGGGAACAUGAAGCUCAAACUGCUGACCUGACUGAAUCUAGUCAAGAACAAGAUGAGCUUCUUCGUACACUGAAAAGAAGAAUGCAUGAACAAGAGGAAGUUUUAUCUGGAAAAGAAAAAGUUCUUCAAUUACUGCAAGAUGAGGCAACUGACAGAGCACAAGAACAUCAGGAACUACAAAAAACCAUUAGCAUAUUACAACAAAAUCUCAGAGAAACUGUAGAGAGUAAGGAGUUGCUGCAGGAAGAAUUAAAAACUAGAGAAAGAGCAACCAGUCCAGUACAAAAGCAGGAGUCGAAGCCAAUUUCCUCAUCAGAGGAGAUAGACAAACUUUUGAUUGAAAAAGACAGCAUAAUUACACAAUUGUCAUCAGCAUUACAACAAUAUGAAACUGUUCAUAAACAAGCUACUGAUCAGAAUAAUUUUUUGAGACAAGAAAGCUUGACUUUGAAGGAAAACAUUCAGAGUUUACAAGAAAGUGUAGAGAAGUGGCAACUUUUGGCUGAAGAUUCUUCUAAAGUUCUUGAAAUAAGAGAACAGGAGUAUAACAUCACUGUGAAUAAUAUGGAAGAAACUAUGAAAAAUCUCAGUCAUGAAUUAAAUGAAGCUAAGAAAAUAAAUGAAGAGCAAACAGAAGAUGCAGAAAAGAGAAUGAAAACUGUUCUUAUUGAACUUGAUUCACAAACUAAGGUUCUCGAGGACCAAACCAGAGAACUCAGUUAUGCUAAGGAGGAAAACUUGAAAUUGGUACAAAAUUUGGAAGAUUCGUCGACAAAUGUACAAAAUUCAGAAGAUUCCUCUGGCAAAAAUGAAGAAAUAGUUAAUGAACUGAAAAAGAGAUUGGAGGAAAGAGAAGAGCAGAUUGAAAGCUUAACUUCAAAGCUGAUCGAUGUGUCAUCUGAAGCAGAAGAAUUGCUUCUGAAGCUUGAUAAUAAAGAUGCUGCUUAUAAAAUUAUUGAAGAUGAAAAGGAAGCUGUUUUCCAGGAGAAAGAAUCUUUGUUGUCUGCGAAGACUGAAUUACAAAAGGAAUUGAAUUCUUCAACGAUUGAAAACGGGAAGUUGCAAGUUAAGAUAGAGGAACUAGAAGAACAGAAUGAAAGUGUUUUGAGUAGUAUGAAUGAAGAACAGAAAAAGAAUAAAGAAUUCCAGAAUAUGCAACAAGAAUUUGAACAGAAAUCUUCAUCCUGGAAACACGAAAGAGAUAAUCUCUUGCUAGAAUUACAACGAGUCGAGUCUCGGUGUAGGAGUGAGUAUACUGGUAGAAUAAUGGAACUUGAGUCGAUAAUCAGAGAACAAGACGCCAACCUGGAAAAAUCUACUCAAAACAAAAGUAGCUCGGAAGAAAAAAUUCAAUCAUUGACAGAAGAGAAUACUGAAUUUUCAUCUAAAAUUGAUGAAUUACAGAAAAUAAAUGAAGAAAACAAGAAAUUGUUGGAUGAAAACAAAAUAUUGUUUGAUGAAUAUGCUGGAAAGUCUGAACUUUAUGAAUCACAGAUUAAUGAUGGUAAACAACAGAAUCAAAACUUACAAAAUAAAGUUGAGGAAUUAGAAGUAAUUUCACAAAAAUAUGAAGCUGAAAUGAUUGUUUUACAUAAAGAAAUAGAAGAAAAACAAAAUAAAAAUAUCCUGAUGGAUAAAGAAAUAGUUGAGAUGAAAAACGCUUUUGAAGUUCAGAAACAAGAAGAUGAAAAUCAAGUUUCAUUAUUGAACGAAAAAUGCAAAAAUUUAGAGUCAAAAUCUGAAGAGGUGUUGAGAUUACGCCAACAAGAAAUCACAUCUUUGCAACAUUCUUUUGAUUCAUUGAAGCAAGAAAAACAAACUGCUGAAAAUGAGUACUCCACUGUAAAAUCUCAAUUAGAAGAUAAAAUCAAUAUGCUAAGCACUGUAAAUCACGAGCAAAAGGAAAAAUUUGAUGAUUUGGAAAGGAAUUUUAUCACUCUUAAAAAUGAACUAGAUAAAUCAGAGACAGAGAAUAAAAAACUUGCUUCCAAAUUACAUGGAACGCAAAGCGAAGUAGAGCAACUUAAUGAAACCCUGGUAAAGGCUGCUGUAGAAAAAGGAAACACUGAAAAACAAUUAGAUGAUAUUAGUUCUGAACAUGAAGAAUUAUUGCAAAUAUGCAAAAGCUCACAGCAAGAAAAAUCAGAUUUAGAAUCUCAACUGAGAGCUGCCACAUCAUCAAAUGAAGACGCACAAAAGAGAAUCGAAGAAUUAUCCAUUCUUCAAGAUAUGUUGAGAGAUGUUACAUCAAAAGCAGCAAAUCUGGAGAAAGAACUGGAAAAUUCUAAAUCGGAUCUUAUGCAGUUGGAGGAGGUAAAAAAUGGUGCUUUAUCUAAUCUAGAGACCAAGGAAGGCUUAUUGCAGGAAUCUUCGUUAGCUCGUCAAAGUCUAGAAGAGCACUUGGAAAAUAUAAAACAGAAUUUGAGUGAUAAAAUUGAAGAAAAUGCCAGACUAGUAUCUGAUCUUGUUGAAGUUAAAACACUCAACCAAAAUUUGGAUGAGGAAAAUGGAUCUCUCAAGUUGAGGAUGGAAAAAGACUCUCAUUCCCAUGAAGAGGAGAUUUCUUUGCUCAAAUCAUCUCUUGGCGUUCUUGAAAAUGAUAAUAAAUUACUUACUGAAGAAAAUCUCACUGUAAAAUCUCUUCUCAAAGAUAAAGAAGAACUCGAAAUUACUGUGAAAAAACAACAUGAAUCUACUGUGAAUGAUUUAACUGAGACAGUUGAAAAACUAAAGAAUGACUUACAACAUGUAGAAAAUAAUAGAGACGAUUUACAAAAGAAUUUAGAAGACAAGGAAGCAGAUGUUAUGAAAAAGACUGAACUUCUUGAACAGAUGUCUACGCAGUACACAAGCCUUCAAUCUGAACUUGAAGCUAUCCACACCGAAUACAAGCGAUUGAUGACUGAGGUUGGGAAACCUGAAAUAUCUGAACAAGCAGAUGCUUCUGAAGUACAACAAGAACAGCUUUUACAAAAUAUCUUCCAUCAAAUGUCAAGCCAGGAUGCUUAUGUAGGCCAUGGAGAAAAUUUACAUGAAACAAUUUCCAGUUUUAUGGAGCGCCAUGAAGCUAUGGAGGAAAAAUUGCAGAAAGUUGAAAAUGAAAGAGAUGAUGCUGUGAAUGAGGCUACUCUAUUAAAGAGACUCAAAAGAGAACAUUCUAAAGACUUUGAAAACGGAGAUUCAUUUCAGUUUGUGGAAGAACCGUCUGGUGAUGCCCACAAAGGAGGUCUUGAAUAUCUUCAAUUACAAUUGGAAGAAUUAGCAAAUGAACAAGAACAACAAACAGCAGAACACCAGAAAACAACCACUUCACUGAAUGAAAAAAUUGAAAGAAUUACAUCAGAAAAAGACCAGUUAUUAGAGGCUUAUGAAAAGCAGUCUGUUGAAUUGGAAGAAGUCAUAAAAAGUUUUGAUGAUAAAUCAAUUGAAUGUCAACAACUUGACUCGGUUAUCACUGAACAACAAAAAGAAAUAACAAAAAUUCGAGAAGAUUUGAGUAAGAUUAGCAAAACUUCUGAACAUCAACUCAAGUCAUUACACGACGUGGAAAACAAGUUUCUUCAACUUCAAGAUAAACACAAGGCUGCCACAGAACAACUUGAAGAAGCAGAACAUAACAACCAAUCAUUGCAGUUUGAAAUCAAUGAAGUGAAAACAACAUUGAAAUUAACACAAGAACAGAAUUUGAACUUGAAUGAGCAGGUUGAGAAACAUUCCUUUACAAUUGGUAAUCUUCAACAAGAUCUAGAUCAAGCCAUGGAACAAGUCGACGUUCUAAGUUCUCAAUAUAAUGAAGAUACAACUAAAUUGAAAUCAUUACUCCGAGAGAAAGACAAGGAAAUUUCCUCAUUACAUGAUGAAUUAGCUGAAAAAAAUCAGGAAGUAACAACGCUGACUCAAUCUUUGAAAGAAAGAAAUACAGAAUGUGUGAACCUGAAUGACCUUCUCACUCAACAAAGUGAAAAGGUGUCACAGCUUGAAACAUUGAUUCGUCAACAUGAAGCAGAACUUGCUCUCAUAUCUGAACUGCAAGGAGAGAAAGAAAAGGCUGCAGAGAAAGCUCGGGAAAUGACAGAAUAUAUUUCAAAGCUGGAACAGAAGAAUACUGAUUCCGAUAAUAAUAUGCAAGAUUUAAUGAAAAAGAUUGACUCCCUCCAAUCUCAACUAAUGGAGCGUGAGGGAGCUUUAGAAAGAUUAUCCAGAGAAUCAUCCAGGAUUCAAGAGAGUCAUCAGAAAAAAGAGGAUGAGAAAGAAAGUAGAUUGACUGAUACUGAAAAUCAGAUUGUCACUUUGCAACAGCAAAUUACUCAGGCUGAGAAAAUUAUUUCUUCUCUUUCGAGUGAAGUCGAAAAGAAAGAUGAGAAGAUAAGCCUGCUUCAUGAAACCUGCACUCAACGGGAAGCAAGUUUAACGGCAACUCAAGAAGAACUGGCAACCUUGCAACAACUUGUAAUACACAAAGAAGAAGGUUUCAGACAACAAAUGCAAAUUGAAGCAGAGAAUUUUGAUAAGAUCAAGAAUGAUUUCAUCUUGAAUGAAGAAAAUUUAAAACAAGAAUUAUUACAAAUAACAAGCACGUAUAAUCAGAUGAAGCAAAGUUAUGAUACCCAGGUCCUUUCAUAUCAAAGGCUACAUGUACAGAGCAUUGUUCAGAACGAAAGGCGUAUAAAUAUGUCAUAUAAAGAUGUUUCUGCUGAAAAGUGCUGUUCUACCAAUGUAGUCUUAUUAAUAACGAAUGAAGAUGUCCGCAACCUGACAUCUCAUCUUGAAAAACAAAUUGCAGAAAGUCAGUCUCAUCAUCUUGAAGAAAUUUCAAAAUUUCAAAAUGAAAUUACAAAACUUAAGCAAGAUAAGGAAUCAGCAACAUCUGAAUUGUUUUGUAGUCGUGAAGAAAAUGAAAAUUUGAAAGAAAAGGUGGAAAAAUUAGAGAAGUGGGAAACAGAAGCUCAGGAAAAAAUGAAGCUUUGUCAAGAACUGGAAAGCACUUGCAGCCUGUUGGAUGAAAGACUGAAAGAAUCAGCUGCCAAGUUGCGAGAAUAUGAACAACAGAACACAAUACUUCAACAAAAUUUGUCCGAAACAUCUGAGAAAGCAUCAGAAAAAGAAAAAUUAGUCGUACAACUUGACGAAGCUCUUACACAAAGUUCUGCUGAAAUAAGAAAAUUGAAAGAUGCUUUGAGUGCAGAGAGUGAGAGACAGAUCAAAGAAAUAGACUCAAUGGUGACAUCAAAUGUAGAAGAAAGAGACGAACAUAUCAAACGAUUAGAAGCAGAAAAUAAAACAAUUCAGGAAUCUUUCAACACAGUUCAAGAAUCACUUGUUUCGAUGCAACAAAAUUUAGGUGUUACUGAAAAAGAAAGAGAUGAACUGAAACAGACUUGCGCUGAACUUGAAAUUGAAUUUGAAUCAGCGAGGAAAGAACAUGAACUUAAAUUAGAUGGAGAAGCCACAAAACAUGCAGAAGAUUUGAAUGUUUUAAAUUCACUCUUAGAAGAAAACAGAUUAAGGCUACAAGAAAUAACGGAAGCAAGACAACAGGAGAAUGAGAAAGAGGAAGCUUGGCUUAAAACAUGCACUGAUCUUGAAACUCAGCUUUGUCAAACUCGAGAUGAACUUGAAUCAUCAAGACUUGAUUUAUCGAGUACAAUGGAAAAAGAGCAAGAACUCACAGCUGAAAUAAGUAAAUUAACUGAUCAGCUGAAUGAGUCGAAAGGAAAAGAAGAAGAAUUUAAAGAAUCUAAUGCUAAGCACGAUGCUCAAAUGGAAAAAGUGAAGAAGAUAAUUCGUGGACUACAAAUUCAACUAAAACAAGGAAAAGAGAAGAUUGCGCAACUCGAAAAAGAAAAAAGUGAAUCUUUAAAUGAUUCUCAACAACAAAGUGAACAAAAGCUACAUGAGAAUGAUGAAAAAUUUAAUGAACUAACACAGAAAAUUCAAGAAUUAGAAAAGGAAAUUUCACAGCGUAAGUCAAAUGCUGAAGAGUCUUCUCUUCUCACAACAUCUCUGAAAGAACAAUUACUUGCGUCUGUUCAAAGUUUUGACUCAUUCAAACAAGAAUCAUCAGCAAAUGAAACUCAAUUGAAACAAAACGUUGAACAAUUACAGGAACAAAUGAAAUAUGAUUCUGAAUCACUGAAAACUUUCAAAGAAAAGAAUGAAAACCUAGAAAAUGAGAUUGAAACGAAGUGGAAACUUGAAUUGCAGGAAGUUUUUGCACAAUCUGAAACUCUGAAAUUAGAAGUGGAAAAUUUGCAAAUGAAAUCAUCUGAAGACGAAAGAAAAAACGUUGAACUCAUGAAUCAAAUUUCUGAAAAUGAAGAAGAAUUGGAUAAUUUGAGACACCAAGUGGAGUCACUCAAAGUAUCUAGUUCAAUUUUAGUCUCGCAGAAAUCACAAGUAGAAGCCGUUCUGUCAGAAAAAGACGAUAUGCUUCAUAAUUUAUCAACAGCUUCUGAAGAUGCUUCGAAUUUAACCCAGGAGGUUGUAUCACUUAAGGAUUUGGUUCAAUCAAAAGAUAAUGAAUUGCAAACUGCUAUAUCAGAUGUUGAAAAGUAUAAAACCCUUCAUCACAAUGUUUCAAGGGAACUUGAAGGAUUAAAAGAACAAUCUGAAAUGUUACAGAAUUCUUUAAAAGAAAACAUUCAAGAGAUGAUGUCAACUAUAACACUGAAGGAAGAUGAAUGUGAAAAAUUAUCAGCUGAAAAUAAGGAAUUGAAGACAUCUGUUAUGUCAAAUGAAAGCAGAAUCAGUGAGCUAGAAAAAAUGAACGAAUCUUUGGAAGGUGAUAUUACAGAGGAAAACAAGAAAAAGGAAGAAGUUGAAAUGCUGACUAACAAAGUUAUAAAAAUAGAAGAGGAAUUGAGAAUGAAAAACACUGAAAUAGAGGAUAUUCAAAAUCAAACGUUGACACUAGAAUCUGAAUUGAAAGAAAAACGUGAAGAAUUAGCAAAUUUAUUAGGUUCUAAUGAAAAUUUGAAGGAAGAGCUCUCAAAUCAAGAGGAAAAAUUGAUUUCAAUACUGAAUAAUCAUGAUAAGAUUCAAAAAGAAUAUGCAGAUUUAUGCGAUGGUAUGAAUAAAAAGGACGAAGAGUUGCAGCAAGUUAAAAGAAGACUUGAAGAAAUUAGAACAGAAACUGAAAGUGGUUCAGAAGAAAUGACAUCACAACAGAAUUCAUUACAAGAUCAUAUCAAUAACUUAACUCAUCAGAAUGAAAAGUUGUCUGAACAGAUUCAACAUUACAUUGAAGAAAACAGAAAACUACAAGACAGGAUUUCUUCUGUACAAGACAGAAUUGAAGCCUCAGAAAAUGAAUUGGUGAAUAAGAAUUCACUGAAUGAAAAUUUGAAACAACAGUUACUAGAGGCAGACGCCAAACUUCAAGGUCAAAAUGAAAUUGCAGAAUUGAAGCAAACACAGUUAGAAGAAAAUUUAAAACAAAUGGAAGAAAUACAAUUAUCGUUAAAUGAAAAAACUGAAAUCUGUACCAAAUUGGAAAAUGAAUUACAAGAAUCUUCUAGCAAUUCUGAAGCUUUAAAUCUGAAAAUUCAACAAGAAAAUGAUGCAAAAAUAGAGGAAUUGAGUAAAAUGAAUACUUCGUUGCAAUCAAUGUUACAAGCAAAAGAUGAAGAGAUUUCCGAAAGGAGUGAUGAAAUAGCUCGGUUGCAAAAUCAAUAUAAAAUACUUCAUGAAGAAAAGACAUCUUUGGAGGAAAAACAAAUUGACAUGAGCAAAGUUGUUGAGAGCUAUCAAACUUCCAGUGUUUUUAAAGAAUCUAGUAUGGAAGAACAAGAUUCUGGGAAGGAAACUGUAGAAAUAAAUGAACUGAAAACCAACAUAUCAUCAUUAGAAUCACAGGUUGAGGAGAAAUCAAAAACUUUGUUUGAAACCCAAAGAAAAUUAAAGGCUUCUCUGGUAUCGAGGAAAAGUUUGAUGGAAAAAUUGAAAACUGCUGAAAAUAAGCUGAAAGGAUAUGAAAAUGGUGAAAAUUCUAAUAUAUCAAUGAAUGACGGAAAUGAAUCUUUGAAUCAAUCUUUCGAUUCUGUUUCAAGUCCAUCUCCAAGAAGUACCAUUGAUGAUGAUCAUUCGGAACAUAUUUCUGCAUUGAAAACAAAGAACACUGAAUUAACUGAUAAAAUCCAACAACUGGAAGCUGGAGUCGCACAAGAAAGACAAAGGUUUGCGGAUAAAGAAUUGGAAUUACAGAACCAGUUUUCAGAAAUUAGUAAAUUACGAGAAUGUGCUGUUGAAGAUUGCGCACAAAAGAAUAUGGAAGUAGAUAAUUUAAAGAGAAAAAUUGAUGAAUUUGAAAAGCAGUUGAAUAUUACAAAAUCCAUUGAAACUGAUACUGAAAAUUUGAAAUCUAUCCAUACAGUUGAAUUGGCAAAGAAGCAAGAGGAGUUGCAAUCUGCUAUCGAUGCUAAAGAAAAUAUGGCAGAACGAGUCAAUUUCCUUCAAAAUCAAAUUGACACAUUUCCAUCGACAGAAUCAUCAUUAGUAGAAGAAAUAAAACAGAAAAGUAAUGAUUAUGAAAAAUUGAAUGAUGAAUUCCUUAAGAUUACACAAGAAAAGCAAGACUUUGAAAAACGUGUUGCUGAAUUUCAAGAAAAACUGGUAAUAGCGAAUGAGGAACGAAAUUCACUGCAACUUCAAUUUGACGAAAAGAAUAAUAUGGUGUUAACUCUCCAGUCAAAAAUUACGGAAUUGGAAAACACAAGAAUUAAUGCUGAAAGUUCUGGUCAGCCUGAAUCUGAGGAAAUGGGAAUAUCAUUGAAAGAAAAGGAAAAUGAAUUUCAUCUUCUUCAGUCAAAAAUUACUGAAUUCGAAAAUCAGUUGUUGGAAUCUCAAAAUGCCGCGAAGAUAUCUAAAAACGAAUCCCAACAUUUUCAAGAAUCGUUAGAAGCAGAAAAAGCUGUGGUAGCUAAAAAUCUUGAAGAACUGAAUUCAUUAAAAGAGGAAAUUUUGAAUAAGAAUGCUGGAUUGGAAGAUGCUGAAAUUAAACUAAUCGAUGCAGAAAAAAGAAUUGAGGAAUUCGAAACCGAAAAGACGUUGGCAAAAAAUUUACAUCUUGAAGAGAUUCAAAAAUUAGAAGAAAAUUUGAAUUCUACAAAAGCAGAAAAGGAUCAAUUGUUGGAAAUGAUAACAACUUUAAAAUCUGAGAAAGAACAUAAUUCUGCUUUAGUCGAAGUUGAGAAAAUCCAACUUCUGCAAAAAUCAAAGGAUGAUGCAAUGAAGGAAAAAGAACAAAUGCAGAGAAAAUUAAAGGCUGCUCUCGUUUCUAGAAAAGAGUUGAUUUUGGAGGAAAAACAGCUGAAAGAAGAAGUAGAAACUUUGAGGACUGAAUCUAAAAACUUGAAAACAGAAUUGGCGUCUUUAAAAGAUUAUCAUCUUAAAUUUGAAUCUUGCGAAAAAGAAUUGAAUGAAAUUAAACAGAAAAUUGAAGAACAAAAUGCAGAAGUGACUGAAAUGAGAACAAGACGCGAAAAAGACAUUCGAAUUCUAAAAGAAUCGCAAAGAAAAGUCAAAGAACUGGAAAAACAAAAUAGAGAAAUGACAGAAAAUACUGAAUUUGAAAUCACAGAAAUGAAAGAGAGUGUGGAAAAGAUAGAAGAAGCUUUGAAAUUAAAAGAAACUGAAGUUUCCACAUUGGAAUCUUGUAAUAAUGAUCUUAAUGACAUGGUUACAGCUCUUGAAACUAAGAAAAAGAGUUUGGAGAGGAAGCUAGAAGAAGAUGUUGAAGAGAUGAGGAAUCUCCGUAGGCAAAUAAAAAUGGUCCAGGAAGAUUCAAAUGGAAUGUCUAAUGAGGAAGUCGAAGAGACGAAAGAUCGUUUGGAAGCUGCAGAGUGGGAUAAAGAAACUCUACAAGAGCAAGUUAAGCAUCUUGAAGAGGAGAAAAAAGAAAAAUCUUCUAUGUUGGAUAAAGUCUUGGAAGAUUUUGAACGCGAAUCGAUCGCGAAACAAGAACUUGCAGCAAAAUGCGAAACACUGCAAGAUGAGAUUGAUAAAAUCAACGCUGAUAUGGAAGAUUUUUCACAGAAACAUGUCGGAAUGGAUGAUUCCGUAGUGAAAGCUCUAAAAGAUGAAAACAAGAGCCUGAAGUCUUCUUUUCUUGACAUCAAAGUUGAACUUGAAAAGAUUAAAUCGGAGCGAGAUUUGACUUCAGGUAACUCUAACCAACAAACUGGUGGAGAAACCGCACUUGAUGAUGAAAAUGAAAAUUUGAAAUCGAAAAUAAAAGCUUUGAAUGCGGAGUUGCAAGAUUUCAAAAAUCAAAAAUUUAGUAGUUUUCAGUCUGAUGCAGAAAUGCAGGAAAAUGAAAGAACAGCAUUAUCUUCGCUUCAAGAAGAAAAUGAAUCGUUAAAACUAUCUGUAAAAUCUCUCGAGUCACGGUUAAAUUUAUUAAAAAAUGAAAACUUGUUGAUUUCCAGAGAAUCUAAUAUUGUAGAACAGGAAGAAUCACUGUCUCGAAUGGAUGAUCUGUCUGAAAAUCCCAAUACAUUAGAAAACGAGAUACUCCUUGCUAGAAAAACUAUUCUGGAAGAAACUCUGGGCCAAUUAAAAGUCACACAACCUGAAAAUUGGGAACAAGAACCAGGGAUUAAAAAACUAAUCGACAAACUAGAUUAUCUUGCGAAUAAAGCUGCAGAGGCAAGACGAGAAACAAAAAUAUGUAACGAAAAAUGUCAAAAAGCAGAGGCUGACUUUUCUAGAAUCAAAAACCAGUUUGAUUCUGCUCAACAAGCUGUGGAAAUGCAGGACAAAACGAUCGAACAACACAUUGAAGAAAUUACUGCAUUGAAGAACAGAAUUCUUGACUUGCAGCAGGAACAACAACUAUCUCCAGAAUCCGAAUCUAUUAACAUAGAGCUUCUCCAACUCAGAACAGAGUAUGAUCGUUUGAAAUCCGUCUCGCAGGUUGAAAGACAAAGUUAUGAACAAAUUCAACUGAAAAAUGAGAGCGAAAUUUCUGACCUCACAAAUAAAAUCCAAGAAUUGAAAAAUGAUAAAAAUGACUUGAAAUCAGCAAUGGAUGUAAAAAUGAGUGAACUGAAAAUUGUUGAUGAACAAUGUAAAAGUUUGGAAAUUGAAGCUGAAAAACUUCAUGCUGAAUCAUCAGAAAUGAAAAAUGAACUCCAAUGUAUGAAAAAUUCAGUUUCGGAGCUAGAAAAGAAGAGGAUUGGAUUGUUGUCUCAAAUAGAAUCAUAUCAAAGAGAAAGCAAUGAUCCAUCUACGCCUCUAUCAAAUUCGGCAAAUGAAGACAUUGGUUUGGCUCAUAAGAAAACAGCAGAAGUUCGAAGUUCUUCUGGACAUAGUUUUUCGGUUGCUGAAAGUUAUUCAAGGCUUGUUGAAGAUUUGAGCUCAGGGAAUCUUGAUCUAGCUGAAAUGAAAAAACAACAUCGAGCUUUAGUUGAAGAACUAAUAAGCAAAGACGAAGAACUUUCAAAUGUUAAAAACGAAUUUGCAAAUCUUUCAUCAGCUUAUGAUGAAAUGCUCCAAAAGGCAGAGCUACCCCCAUCUCAAGUAAUAGACUCUAUACAUAGUCAACCUCAAAUUUCAGAUUCUGAUAGUACUCCAUCUGUUGAAUAUGAAAAUCUGUUAAAAUCCGAAGUUGAUAAUACAAAGCAAAAGGUUGAUGAAAUGAAUAAAGAACUUGCAAGCCGUGAAGCUCUUGUUUCAGAACUUGUUUCUGAUUGUAUGAGAUUAAAAACUGAUUUAGAUCGAGAGAAAAAAGAAAAUGAUGCUUUGAAAGCAGAAGCAACAGAAUUGCGCACCCAAGCACAAUCUCUCGCCUGUUUAAGAACACAAUAUGAAGCAAAUGAAAAUCAUUUAAAAUCAGAGCUUUCAGUAAAGGAUCGUAUUAUGCUUAGGCAAAAGGAAGAACUUGAUUACCUCAAAACAGAACAAUCGCGACUUCGACAAGAAUUUGGAGCUGGUAGCCCACAAGAAGUUCAAGUUGUAUUGGCAGCAUAUCUUGAAGAUAUUCACAAGUUAAAAGCAAGUUUGAAUACAAAGUCAACUGAACUUGACCAAAAUGUCUUGACUAUCAAACAUUUAGAAAGUGAAAUAGAAAGUAAAAAUAAUGAAAUUGAGAAAAUUUCUUCCGAGUUGGAAUCAUUGAAUACACAAUUAGAAUCUAACCAACAGCAAAUUUGUGAUCUCCAAGAUGAAAUUGAGUCUCUAACGACUGAAAAAUCUGAAUUGAGCAGUAAUUUGGAAUCAUUGAAAGAAAUAAGUGAGACGAUAAAGGAAAAAGAUGAGCAAUUAAAUGUUUUAACGAAGGAAAAACAAAAUGCUCUGGAGGAAUGCAGUGGCAAGGAUAAUCUUAUUCUGCAGCUGCAAGAAGAAAAUAAAAAUCAUAAAUCUGAAACAGAAUCUUUAAAUAAUUUGCUCGAAAAGAAAAACCAACUUGUUGAAACUUUGACCGAACAAAACGACAGAAUAUCUUCAGAUUUAGAAGAAAAAAUAUCUUUUUCAGGAGUAAUUGAGAAAGAAAAUGAUGACAUCAGAAUAAAAUUUGAUGCAUUUGCUGAAGAAAUUCGAUCUAAAGAUGCUGCAUUGAAAGCGCUUCUAGAAGAAAAGGAUAAAUUGUCGAAGGCUUAUGAAAAAACUUCGAGUGAAUAUUCAGAAAUGCAAGGUAAUUUUACUGCAAUAAAAUCUCAAAAGGAUUUACUUGAGAAAGAUUUGAAUGACACUGCAAAGAAUUUUGCUGCUUAUGUCGAAACAACUAAAGAGAAACAGAAACGUUUAGAAGGAAAUGAAAAAAGCUUAAGGUCAAUAACUGGGGACCUUGCAGCAUUAGAAGAUAAGUAUUCAACACAAGGAUCUAUUUUAAAUGAAAUUCAAAAUCAAAUUCCCGAACCUCAAGUUGUAACGGAGAUUUUAGUGCAGUCUGAAGCUUCCACUCCCUCAAACGGAGUUAAAACAGUAUCAACAAAAUCACUCAAGGACAAAAAUCCACUUGUACGGUUACAAAGAAAAUUAGACUCAUAUGAAAACGCUUUGACGUGGUUGAAUUCAUCAAAAAAACAGGUGCAGGACCAAAACGUAGAAAUAAACAAUCUUUACGAUAAGUUAAAAAAUGACUAUAACAACAAUAUAUCGAAACUAGAAGAAGUUCAAAUAUCACUUCUGGAAAUGGAAAGAAAAUUUCAAGAUUCCGAUAUUUCAAAUAAAAAACUAAAAGAUCAAGCUGAAAAUUAUCGUUCUGCAAUUGACAAAGAAAUGCAACAAAAGUCAUCUGACUUGGAGAACUUGAAAAAAGAUCUCGAAUCUGUAAGCAGAAAUUAUGAAAAUGCACAACUGAAAGUGAAUAAUUUGGAUAAAGAGAUUGGUGUACUCCACGAACGUAACAAAUCACUACAAGAUGAAAUCAGUAAAUUGUCAUCUGUAUCUGGAAAUCAUGUACAUUACAUACAAACUGCUGAACAGAAAAUACAAGCACAAAAUUCUCAGCUUGAACAUCUAUUGGCUGAAAGAGGUCAACUCGGUGGACAAAUCACUGCAAUGCAUGCUAACCUACAAGAGUAUCAAACAAGAUAUGCAAGCCUACAUUCCGAAUAUGUGAAGGUUGUACAAGAACACAAAAAGUGUCAUGCAGAAGAAGUGACCGAUUCUCCUCAACAAGAGGUGGCCAAAAUUCCAGACACUGGAGCACCAGGUGGACCUCCAGUACAACGAUUGCCAGACUCACCAGAACAUAUUAAAUGGCAACAGAGUCUUCAUGAUGCCAAUGUCGAAAAGAGAAAUUUGUCCGCAAGAUUGACACAAAUGGAAGAGCAAUUGAGGGAGGAAAUCGACAGGAGGAGUGAGGUUGAAGACCUGCUUCAAAACUUGCGUAAAAAUACGUCAAGUAAUGGAGAAUUGGGAGAAAUUUCCUUACAAAUAGUAUCAGAUGAAGAAGAGCCUAUAUUACAAAAGCCUGCUUCUAUAACAAGAAAGAUCCAACAAUCAACAUCCAGCAGUUUUUCUCGAUGGCUAAGAGGGAGAUCGUUGAGGUGGGCAAACCCAUCAAAAUCAAGACUAUGUCCACACUUCAGACCACUGUCCGUUCAGAGUCUCGCAUUUUUAUACUUUGUAACUUUACACAUACUAUUGAUAAAGUGCUUCUUCAGUAUCUAACACUGGAAUCUGCCAUUGCAGCAAUCUUCUGGUGGCAUUUGCAAGAAGUAAAUCUGGCUUCUAGAUUUGUGUUCUCAUGGACCAUAAGACGCAAUGUUAUUAUGUUGAAUCAGCAAUUACAUGUCUGGCAUUUCAGUUCAUUUUGAUUCAAAUUUGCAGCAUUAAUGCAGAUAGGUGACGGUGCCACAAAAUGUACAUACAUACAUAUGUUACUGCAUGAAGCAGAUUUACUGUGCAAUCUAUAUAUAUAUUGAGCUAAGCAAGCUUGUCCCAUUUGUAUAAUAUUGAUUUUUUUCUUCCUUGGUGCUAUUUAUUAUUCCUAUAUCAUAGCUUCUGUUAGCUGUGCAAUUAAUUAAUGCUUGUAAAAAAAAGAUAUCGAAUAGAAAA
This is a messenger RNA of Styela clava, 15331 nucleotides long. Lineage: Eukaryota; Metazoa; Chordata; Ascidiacea; Stolidobranchia; Styelidae. The record is from RefSeq and is a predicted model, not a curated record.